Amphibalanus amphitrite is the source of this 2009-nucleotide messenger RNA. RefSeq names its product lysM and putative peptidoglycan-binding domain-containing protein 1-like. NCBI's taxonomy places the organism in Eukaryota, Metazoa, Arthropoda, Thecostraca, Balanomorpha, Balanidae. Bases 254 to 706 code for a protein of 150 amino acids. The transcript is spliced from 4 exons. The record is from RefSeq and is a predicted model, not a curated record.
UUGAUAGGAUGGAUGAGCUUAGAGGAGGUUGGAUGAACCGCUGAAAGUUACCCUAGGGCACUGUACCCUACAUUUUUAUUUGGUUGCUGAGUACUUGGUAGGUAGAAAUCAAAAUAAAAAACCCUCCCCAACAGUGAAAAGUGGCAGGUAGCUAAGCUGAAAUAAAGAUAAAUUUGGCUUUUCUACUACUGAUGGCAGGCAGCACACCAAGCUACUGAUACCAUUGGAUCUAUUGAGAUUCUCUGCAGAAGAAAUGGCUUGUUCAUUUGGCGAGGAACAAUGGCUCAUAUCCUCUGGAGGACAAAGGAAAUAUGGCACCACCUCAAGUCACACCACCAGGCGUGAGAGGCUCAUUCAGUAUGACGUGCAGGAGAAUGACACUCUGCAGGGCAUCGCACUGAAAUUCAACGUGACGAUGGAACAGCUGAAGCGCGCAAACAAACUGUGGACCAACGACAGCCUGCACGUGCGCCGCACGCUGCUGGUGCCGCUGCCGCUGGAGCCGAGCGGGGGCACGACGGCGGCGGUCUGCUCCUCCGACAGUGACGAGGCGGGUAGCAGCAGCGGCGGCAGUGGCGGUGGUACGGCCGGCGAGCCGCGCCGACCGGGCCGCGGCCAGCUGCCCUCGGCCGACGACUUCCUCCGACAGGUGGACAGCGUGAUAGCCAGCAGUCGGCGCAGCGUCUCCCGACUGAGGGUCGACUGAGGUGUCAGGAAGUUCAUCCGUCAAGUCUGUGUGUGGACGGUCUUGGGCGCCUACUUUUUGAGGAAAUCAACAAGGCGACGGAUCUCGCAGGCCCACGGACAGAGUAUGAGAUUAGGCGCGAUCUACGUGCUGACGACUCACCAUAUGAGGCAAUAUUUUAUAUAUGUACAGAUUCCUGAUGUAUGCUGUGGCAGCAUGUCCGUAAAGGAGCCUGGAGUUUAAGCAGCUGUUUUAUUUUUGUAAAUCGGGAUUUGCUCUUUGAAUAGCCGUGCCUUUAUGUGUUUGGCGUGUACAAUGUGGAGGUUCUUAUCACGUUUGGUUUUGCAGCUUGUUUAAUUUCGAUUCAUCUUUAUGAUUUCUUCACUGAGCUUACGUCUUUAAAAGUUUGCGAUGUUGUAGAAGGAAGCAACGUUUGAUGUUGGGCACUUUGCGCGUCCCUGAGCUUUGCAAUUUGCGCAGCCUUUUUUGUUUUGUGUGAAGUAGCGUCUGCAGCCACGAUAUUAUCCAUUGCUUUUGUCUGCACUUGCGCUGUAUCCACGGGUAGAAUUAAGUGUUUCUGCGAGCCAAGGUCAGUGCGCUGUCCGCUAUAUUGUCUUCAUUUCAACAUUUGCUGAAGAAAAAGAAACCGGGAAGUGGGAACUAUUCUGGGCGGGUGGAGACACCACUUUUGAAGGGUAUUCGUGCAUGUGCCUCAUUUAACCAAGACGAUGUGUGUCUUCUAGCGGGUAGCGGCGGAGCUCCAUUGUACUUUAGGGAGUUUGGUUGCACCUAUCUGCGGAGUGCCAGGGAAUAUCAGUUACCAUGUAUAUUGUGACCGCUGAUACUAUGUAUGUAUGUAUGUGUUACGGAAUGCCUGGCUUCAGCUUGAUUCAUUUCAAAAUGCGCAAUUUGCCCACUUUGAAGUCCACCUUUCGUUUAGUCCGAUGCAGCGACAUUUUGUUCCAACCCUUCGUCAAUUCCUUAUGAUCGUCCUGAUAGUCGGGCUGCGAUCGUCCCGCUAGUCGGGCUGCCGAACUUCCAUAUCUCUGAGGUAUAAAGUGGUGGAUAUCGUGCGAUUGUCGCGACCCAGUGUUAUAGCGAAGUGUCUCAGAUGUGUGGCUGUUUAACCAGGCUGUUUCACACCGGUGUUCCUGUGUGGGUGGAAGGUCGGGGCGGGGCGGCCCUCCGUAAUAACACUGCCCACUCAGCCCAGUCGUAAGCCCGUGGCGAGCUGUCCACUGAUGCAUUCCGCCAUGGUGACGAUGCUCGCACUCUUUCACACCGAUGCCAAGUGUCCGAUAAAAAUAAAUGAUGUCUUAAUAAA